Messenger RNA from Symbiodinium pilosum, 4506 nucleotides. The record is from the annotation of a GenBank genome assembly. NCBI's taxonomy places the organism in Eukaryota, Dinophyceae, Suessiales, Symbiodiniaceae.
AUGGCAGACUAUGUGGAGCAGGCGCUCCAGGAGAUGGUCCCGGAGCUGGACGACCUGCGGCGGCGACAAAUCUUUUCUGAGGAUGAGCUGAGGCACAUCGUGCGAAGACGUCGCGAGUUCGAGUAUGCCCUCCAGAGAAAUCCAGGCAAGCCACAGGACUACUUGAACUAUGUGCGGUAUGAGAUUGCUCUGGAAGCUCUGAGGCGCCGGCGGACCGGUGCAAUGCGCUGGAGAAAGCGUUCUGUCAGCUCAGUGGCGGGACUGAGGAGGAUACACAAUAUUCUUCAUCGGGGAUCGCACAGAUUCAAGGGAGACUUGGGACUGUGGUAUCAGCACGUGGACUUCUGCCUCAGAAGUGGCAGCACAAACAUGCUCACCCGUGUGCUGAUGCGGGCAGUCAAGUAUCACCCCAAGGAGAUCCACCUUUGGCUCCUUGCGGCAGAUCGAGAACUCCAGCAAGGACACGUGGAAGCUGCCCGAAAGCUCCUGCUGCGCGGACUGCGAUGCGUACCCAAAUCAGUCAAGCUCCUCCUCGAGUUUUUGCGCUUAGAGGUAGGGGUUGCGGGGCAGCUUCUUGCGGCCGCACGGCUGAAGCAGGAGGCAAAGGUAGAAAAGGAGGAAGAUGCCAGCACAAAGGAUGUUUGGGCUCCCUCCAAGCUGCUUUUCCGGAAGGGCGUUGUCAAGCUUGAAGGAAAUGCUGUGGAUACUGCAAGCUACCUGUCAGCAAGUGCGGAACUGCUGCACCAUGCGCAAGACAAGUGGACAAAUUCCAAGGGAUUAACCGAAUGGGCAUGGGCACUUCGAGAAACAGCAUCCCAGUGCCGUCCAGGUGUUGGACAAAAACCGAGCUCUGCAACAGACGAGGCAGAAGAUGAAUCAGCCGCAACCAUUUGGGAGGUCUGGUGGACAGAGGAGCUCCGCGGAGGCAAAAGCUGGUCUGAUGUUACCCCUGCGAUAGCUGAAUGCAGCGUGGGCGCGGUCGUCGCAAGAGCUACCAAGGUGUUGUGGCAGGAGCACCAGAAGGCGGACGGAGCUGGGAAGGAGCUCCUCGCCUCUCUGCUGGCCCUGGCGAAGGCGCCCGCCGCUGCUUCUGACGCGCAAGUGGCCCUCCAAAAUCUGGAGAUCUUCUCAGCUGCCGCGGCCUGUUUGGAUGACGUGGCAGUGAAGGCCGCAUUCGCAGCUUUGCUGGACCGAGCAGCUAUCGAGCACCCUGGCCAUCUACGACUGGGUCUUGCGGCCAGCCGCGGUGCUCUCAAUGUGGCUAAGGCGUCUGAAGCUACCGCAGCGUGCUCUUCCUUGCUGCAGAACGUCUCUGCUGCCACGUCUCAGGAUGCAGCCUGCUUGCUGCUCGCUGGAGCCGCAUUCACGGAGGAGCUUGUCAGAGCUCUAGGGCCUGAUGAAAGUCCAGCACCGCUUGUUGCUGCUUCGUUGGCCCUGGCCAUGGCCCGUGGUGGCGACACUGAAUUUCGUAAAGACUGCCACCAGGUGCGGAAGGUGGCUGGUGGGCUUUGGGAUGUUCCUCGACAAAGAGCAGCGCUCCUGGCUGCAGUUCUGGAUGCGGAGCUGCGAGUCAUGAGCGAGAAAGAGGCAAAGCGGCUGAACACCUCCUUUGAAGAGCUCCUGUCUUCCUUGGGUGAUUCUGCGCCGGAGAAGCUGGAAUGGUGGCUCCGCUACCUCCAGUUUGCGCAUCGUGCUAGCGCUUUGGGUUGUGCUGGGGUGCCGAGUGUGUCAGACAUUCAUUGGCGGGCGCUGCGGGCAUUGCCGGAUCAGGCUGCGUACCGCGAGAAGUCGCAGCAGAUCAUGCAGAGCUCGGGCCAGCAGAUACCACCAGAAGCUGUGAAGACGCUGUUUCUGAUGGAUCAGCCGCCAGACGCCGCAGAUGAAAAGCCCGCAGCGAGCGGAGAGACCGCAGCGAGCGGAGAGACCUCAACUCCAGGCGAAACCUCAGAGGCGGCAGCCACGACCGAACCCGUCGAGGCCGCACCGACCGCCGGAGAAGAGGAGAAGGAGGCACCGGGACUUGGUGAGAAGGAGGGCCAGGAAGCCCUUAAUGAAGAAAAGGGUGCAGACGAGGUCGCAGAGUCGCCGGAGGUUGCUGAAAAGAAGGAGGCUGAAGAGCCGAAGGAAGAGACAGCGGCUUCACAAGUCAUGCCAGAGGAUGGGGUCGGAGGUGAGGCUGAGACUGCUGAGGUCAGCGCCACGGCGCCGAGUGAAGCGGAGGCUCCAGCGGAUCCUAGUACCACAGAAGCCAGUCCCAGUCCCAAAGAAGAAAGGACUGAAGUUGAAGGCAGCGCUGAAGGCACAGCUGACGGGAGCCCCGCUGUGGAGAACGAGGCCACGUCUAAGGAAUCUAAGGAUGGGGUGCUCAGAGCAGAGCACGAGCAUGAGCACGAGGAGACAGAUGGCGAGGAGCAUGAGUUUGGAGAGACAGCUCACCUUGUGGAGCUGGAGGCUGAAGAGGAGGUUCAAGAAGAGGAGGAGGAGGACGAGGAGGAAGAAGAGCCAAUGCACAAGGAGGAGGAACUUGGGCCUCCCAUCAACAUCUACAAGCCUGUGACACCUUACGAGGUCAAUUGGGAAAUCGUGGAGGCUCCAGCAGAAAGCUCGGGAGGCGGACUGCAAGGAUCCAAGAAGGUCGGCAAGGUCGUGAAGCCGAAGGUCACAAAGGGACGAUGUCAGUGGCGCAAUCCUGUCGGGUUCAUGUGCUCGACUGACAUUGCAGAGGCUGCACAAUACGAGCCGUGGCCAAACGACAUGUUUGCUGUCUAUACCUCGACCCAGGGCGGAGACAGCAAGGACAUGUCCUGGGUGGAGGGUGUUACGCUGCUGAGCUCCGAGGGGCAGAACAUCAUUGCCUUCACCCUGUUGAUGGCAUUUCUCCGCGACCACCAGGAGCUCUCGGUGGAUGUGGACCUCAUGGAUGGGCGUAUUUGGUCAGUGAAGGGCCCUGGUGGUCUCGAGCUGGUUCCUGGUGAAGAUCAAGUUCUCCUCUGUGAGGACAUUGAAGUCAUCAACGACUUGCGGAAAGCGCUAUCCGAGGCCUUCUACAGCAAAGCCUCGCCAAAGAUCACUACAGUGCAGGAGGAGGACGGAAUCGAUUUCUCCGGCACGCGAGGCAGGCGAGAUGACGAGCCUGUACCGCAAGUGGCAGCUGAGCCCAGAGUUGCCGAAGCUUUGGACCGCUUGUUGGACGUGCUGCGAGAGACGUCCACACGCAUGGAGACCAUUGAUGAGGACACCUGGAACCAGCGCAUUCGCUUGAACAAGUCCACUCGACAGAUCAUUCCGCUGCACCAGAAAUCUAGGCGGAAGGGCGCGUCCUCCUCGGAUGGGCUCUUCACACUCUUUGAGCCAUUCAUUGAUCUCGAAGAGGCUCGAGAGGCGGCUUAUCGCCAAGAGCAGGAGGAGGUCGAGCGCAAGCGAAGGGCCGAAGAGGAGAAGCGAAGAAGAAAAGAGCUGGAGCGUCAGGCCAAGGAAGAGCAGAGAAGGGCGAAGCAGCAGGAACAGCAGAGUUUCACAACUAGCGUAGCCACCUUGCAGGUCUAUACCAUGCCAGACUUGCCGCAAGAUUGGGUUGCGGCCCUACUUCUGGAAUCCAACAACGAACGAAGUGACGUGGAACAAGCCCGGCAGUUUCGUGGCAUGUCCGAGUGGCAGAAGGCCUACAGCCUGACUGGGCUGGCGCUGCGCUGGCUGAAGGUUGGAUCAAUGGAAUCCGUCGGCUUCUUUUGUGGUGCCAGUGGCUGGCAUCCGCCGCAUGAGUUCAGCUGCACCGUGACCCUUGCCCUGGCAGCAGUUUUGAAUGCUUCAAACCUUUUGCUCGAGGACAGGAUCAAGGAAGACAUGAAGAUCCACAGAGUCUUGGUCUUCAAAGGCCAAGGCAGAAUCAGUGGAGAGAGACAGGUUCAGCUCUCGAAGCAGCUGGGCACUAUUGAGAGCACAUUUUAUAAGCACCCAAAGAGCCCACAUCCGGAUAUCUUCCGCGUUUCCAAUGAUGAAAGGGAAGGCUGUGUGGGAGUAGGGAGGACGGGAUGGCAUUUGGAUGGCACUUUUCAGACGCAGCCUUUCAAAUACCAGACCAUGCACUUCCACAGUGUGUGCCAGGGAGGUGAGACGUGGUUUGUUCCUCUCAAAGAGUUUUACGAGAUGCAAGAUGAGGAAACGAAAGCUCGCUGGGACAGAUAUUGGAUGGUCACUCGAGAGGGCCUUGCCCAUCCACUGGUAUAUCAGCAUCCGGUGAGACAGGAUACGACAAUGAUGUUUCACUGUGGCCCUCCGUUCUGCGAAGCAUGGUGCGUGGAUGGCGAUGCGGCAACACCAGCCGAGAGGCGGCCAAAGAGCAUGCUGGCGCCACACGUGGUUCAGGACGAGCUCGGAGAACGUUUAGACCAGGCUGUGGACAAGAUUGGGAUCAAGAUGUCGUGGCAGGAAGGUGAUUUCGCCAUUAACGACAACCUCGGCAACUGCCCCAUGCUCAGCUCGUUUUGGUCUGUGAAAGUCGAUUAG